This is a messenger RNA of Maniola jurtina (meadow brown), 1824 nucleotides long. RefSeq names its product transcription termination factor 5, mitochondrial-like. Bases 182 to 1801 code for a protein of 539 amino acids. Gene Ontology annotation, cellular component: mitochondrial matrix. Gene Ontology annotation, biological process: termination of mitochondrial transcription; regulation of DNA-templated transcription. Gene Ontology annotation, molecular function: double-stranded DNA binding. The record is from RefSeq and is a predicted model, not a curated record. The transcript is spliced from 8 exons. NCBI's taxonomy places the organism in Eukaryota, Metazoa, Arthropoda, Insecta, Lepidoptera, Nymphalidae.
AACAUUUCUUUCUUUUCUAUCUAUCUACCAAUUUAUUUUGUAAAUAAGAACCAACAUAAACAAAAAUCGGAAAUCCUGGAAUAGAUUAGCAAAAAAAAAAGAAAUAAAAUUAAUGCAAAUCUUUACGGAACUACGAAUAAUGUGACAUUUUAACUUCUGAAAUAAUAAGCGCAAAAGCGACAUGUAUCUCGUACAAAUUAUCCAAUAUUUUCAAAAAUCAGCACACAUCAGCAUUUCAUCUCGUAAAACUGUAAUAAAACAUUAUCGCCAAUAUUGCCGUGGUGUGCCAUUCAUAAGUCUAUAUAAGAGAGUAAUCGGCACUGUACCAGACAAUAUCUUAUCACAACUUGAACAAAAACAUCCCAAAGUUAUAAGACUGACUGUUCAAAGCUUACAAUGUACACUGCAGGUACUAAGCAAAUUUGGUAUCUCUGCAGAAGAUGCUUGCCUUGAACCACAUAUUUUCUGUAUGAAUCCCAUAUCUAUGGAUAACUAUGGAGAAAUAUUAAAAGAAUGUGACUUUACAGUUAUACUUCCUAAACAUAUAAUAAGGUACCAUACGUUAGUUAAAUCAAGAACUAUUUCUCAGUUAAAAAAGCAAGGCCUUCUAAGAGAUGAUGCAAAAUUGGAGGAAUUAUUACAUGAAUAUUUGCAUGAGUGGCCAAGAGAGUGUCAUGAUUUAAACAAUUUUCAAGAUACUGAUACAAAUAUUUUAACUGUACGGAUGAGUGUUCUAGAAAGAUAUUUACAAUGGAAGCUGUGCAUAACAACAGAUGAAUUCAAAAACUACUGUAAAAAUUACCUGCCAUUAAAACACAGACCAAUGUGUGACAUCAAAGAAGCAUUGAAUAUUGCUGAAAAUGAUAUAAAAUUCAAUAAAGAAACUAUAAGAAGGAAUGGCUUCAUAAUAUCAUCAGAUCCUGUGAACACUAAACUUAUAUUGGAGAAUGUUGAAACACUGGGUGGCGUGGACAUCAGAGAGGUUGUCAGAUCGGAACCUGCAAUUCUGAAGAAUAACUACCAAGCCAUUUUGGAAAUAAGAAAUUUACUGAAGCAAUACAACAUCUCGGAUGAUGCUCAACAGCACUGUUUCAGAGUGUAUUGCAUGCGUCCAAGAACUGUCCAAGAGCGUCUCGAACAACUGUCUAACGUGAAGGAAUAUAAAGUUCUCUCAACGAAUCCUAGAGUCCUUUACAUGGUCGUGCAUGAACGUAAAAUGAUGAAUCGCCUGAACAAGAUCCGAGCAGCCAAGAAACAGUGCUAUAGUCUCAACCAUUUAGUUUCCUCAAACAAAUUGUUUAAUACGUACAUAAGUAGCUUUGGGGACAAAGUUUGCAGUAAAGAUAUUGGAAUAUUAAUUAGCACUUCCCUCCACGCACGAGGAAUAACUAGUAGAUCUGUUUUGGACAAACUAAGAAGGCACAAGUAUUGGCUACACACGGCAUUGAAUGAUAUAGGAGAGAACAUACAUUUGUUGAAGAAACGGUUUGACGACGAUGUUAUAUUUGAUAACUGCCAGAUAUUGUUAUAUCCUGUGUUGGAAUUAGAGCAAUAUGUAAACUUUUUACUAAAACUUCGUAUAGGUGAUAUGUCUGCUGAAGAAUCCAGUCAAAUCGAACUCGAUGCCACAUACAAUAACAUUAACUGUGGAAUACUGACUGACAGACAGAUAUUAAGCCUGGUCUUGUAUGAGAUAGAGAAGAAAUAUCAUUUCAGUGGGGACGGAAUAUGGAACAGGCUGGAUGGCGGCAAGGUCGAUUCGCAAGCUACAAACAAGAAAUUAAAACAGUGUGCUAAUUGAGUGACUUGCCGACUGCGUAAAAU